AUGCCUCUCAGUCCCGUCACCAGCGGUCUCGGCAAGGGCCUGCCGGCCAACAAAGUUCAGUCAAAGGCGACCGAUAAUGUCAAAGGGAUCGCGAAGGACCCAGUAAAGCAGGUCAAUAAAACCACACAGCCUCUGACGGAGCCUGUUCUUCCAGGCCAAUUCCCCUCGGACGAUGCCCCCAAAAACGAUGAUAAGCCACAGCCCGAAAUCCAGUUUUCAGCUAUCUGGACAUCCUUCAGUCAGUGGCUAUAUGGCCUUUUCCCGCAAAGUGUUGAUACAUUUGAGUGGAUCGUGAAAUGGCUUGUGGAUAGAUAUUUCCCGCCGCCUAAGCAGGUACAGAUGUAUGAAGCUGCGUUGAGCCGACCGAUCGCUUCUACAUUCCUUGUCUGUCAGGCCAUCUGCUGUGGGGUCCCACUACUUGUGUUCCUCGUGGGUGUUUUCAUCUUCGCUGCCGUGUCUUUGCUGCUCUGGGCAGUUUUGUCCCUGUUGAUCCUGGGACCGGUCCUACUGGUUGCCAGUAUGAUGGGCGUUUCGCUGUGGGGCUGGGGGUGGAUUUUAUAUGGGUUGAUGAAAUGGGUCGAUAAGCGGUUUUUGGGGGGGAAUGAUCGCUCGCUUUUGGGGGCUUCCGCAGGCUCAGGAGGGGGGUGGUCAAGAGGAGGGUGA
Penicillium waksmanii is the source of this 663-nucleotide messenger RNA. Its product is annotated as lipid droplet assembly factor 1. The record is from RefSeq and is a predicted model, not a curated record. The transcript has a single exon. The coding region runs from base 1 to 663 and encodes 220 amino acids. NCBI's taxonomy places the organism in Eukaryota, Fungi, Ascomycota, Eurotiomycetes, Eurotiales, Aspergillaceae.